AACUGUCAAAUCAUAUUUCUGAAAAUCGGCGUUUUUCGCUUGUCAUCCAACAAAGUUUUGUAUUAUUUGUGAAAUUAAAAUGGCUUUACUGGAUAUUUGCCGCUUGGAUGAAAAGAUUAACUUGAAACCCGUGGACUCGCUUGCCUCUUUUCAAAAUGAUGUGAUGGGAUUCAGCCAGAACUUCGACAACGGCUACCAACUUGCGACCCCUCCAUUUGCAAACCCUGUUGAAACAUUGGCCCAGUUCAACACAAAAGAUGAGACCGGCAAACAGAUCAAAAUUGAGUUCGACCAUGGGACCACAACUCUUGGUUUUAGAUACAAAGGUGGAGUGCUACUGGCGGUGGACUCCCGAGCGACUGGCGGCCAGUUCAUCGGCUCACAAUCUAUGAAGAAGAUUGUCGAAAUCAAUGACUAUUUGCUUGGAACACUGGCCGGCGGUGCAGCGGACUGUGUGUACUGGGACCGCGUCCUCGCCAAGCAGUGCCGCCUCUACGAGCUGAGGAACCGCGAGCGCAUCUCGGUGGCGGCCGCCAGCAAGCUCAUGGCCAAUAUGGUGUACAACUACAAAGGCAUGGGGCUUAGCAUGGGAAUGAUGCUGGCUGGGAUUGAUAAGAGGGGAGCUCAGCUGUACUACGUGGACAGCGAAGGCACGCGCACGCCAGGCAAGGUCUUCUCAGUCGGCUCCGGGUCGGUGUACGCGUUUGGUGUCCUCGACUCUGGAUACAGCUGGGACCUGUCUGACUUGGAAGCUCAGGAGCUGGGCCGCCGCGCGAUUUACCACGCGACGCACCGCGACGCAUAUUCCGGCGGCAUCAUCCGCGUGUACCACAUCAGCGAGCAGGGCUGGGUCAACGUGUCCAACGAAGACUGCAGCACGCUGCACUACAAGUACCGCGCCGAGAAGGGGCAGGAAGACGACUAGAUGGGGCUUUUGAAAUAAAUGGUUUUUAAUAUA
Messenger RNA from Ostrinia furnacalis (Asian corn borer), 958 nucleotides. RefSeq names its product Proteasome beta5 subunit (gene Prosbeta5). Gene Ontology annotation, cellular component: proteasome core complex; cytoplasm. The transcript has 6 exons. Gene Ontology annotation, molecular function: threonine-type endopeptidase activity. The record is from RefSeq and is a predicted model, not a curated record. NCBI's taxonomy places the organism in Eukaryota, Metazoa, Arthropoda, Insecta, Lepidoptera, Crambidae. The coding region runs from base 80 to 925 and encodes 281 amino acids.